AUUGUUUCACAAUUAUUCUCCCUCCUCGCGUUUGCCCUCUCCAAAAAGAAGGGUCGCUUCUCUCUCCACGGUUAGUUUCGAAUUUUUGUCUGACAAGAAUCAAUCAAUGGCUGGUAGAGGCAAGACUCUAGGAUCUGGAGCCUCAAAGAAGGCUACUUCAAGGAGUAGCAAGGCUGGUUUGCAAUUUCCAGUGGGUCGUAUUGCUAGGUUCUUGAAGGCCGGCAAGUAUGCUGAGCGUGUCGGUGCCGGCGCUCCUGUUUACCUUGCUGCUGUUCUUGAAUAUCUAGCUGCCGAGGUUCUUGAAUUGGCUGGAAAUGCAGCAAGAGACAACAAGAAGACCCGUAUUGUGCCACGCCACAUCCAGUUAGCAGUUAGGAAUGAUGAGGAACUUAGCAAGCUUCUUGGUGAUGUUACAAUUGCCAAUGGAGGUGUCAUGCCCAACAUCCACAACCUUCUCCUCCCAAAGAAGUCUGGUGGCUCCUCUAAGGCCCCUGCUGAUGAUGACAGUUAGAUUUGAAGGAAGAGAUUUAAAGCAAUAUAUUUCUGUCACUGUGAUUUCACUAUGAUAUCAAGUCUUUUAGUUUAAUUUUUUUUUUUCAGUUUUUAGGAUUUGGAGGUCUGCGUUCAGGCAAGGGUAGUUGUAGUAGUUAGUGAUGUGAAUAUAAAUUGGUCUUCUUUGUGCUCCUGUAACGUUGAAUUUUUUUUUCUUUCCCGUAAUGAUAAUUAUUGCACGAUUUGAGUUUCA
Messenger RNA from Populus nigra (black poplar), 745 nucleotides. RefSeq names its product histone H2A.6. Lineage: Eukaryota; Viridiplantae; Streptophyta; Magnoliopsida; Malpighiales; Salicaceae. The transcript is spliced from 2 exons. The coding region runs from base 107 to 511 and encodes 134 amino acids. Gene Ontology annotation, cellular component: nucleosome. The record is from RefSeq and is a predicted model, not a curated record. Gene Ontology annotation, molecular function: DNA binding; structural constituent of chromatin; protein heterodimerization activity.